GACCAUUGGUUAUAUCUCCUGCACAGCUUUGGGAAAACAUCAUCAACAGAGUGAGCGAGAGAGAUGAAAAUGGCGGCCUUGAAUAUCUUAUCUCAGCCAUGGCCACCUACGCCCCCUCUCUCUGUUUCUAAUUGUUAUUAUUCUUUCUGUAAUACUAGUAAGUCCAAUAGUAGUAAUAAAUCACAUUCUUUGUCUCAUUCUUAUCACUUCUCUCUCCUCUCUUCCCUCUAUGGAUCAAAUAGACCAUACCCAUCAUCUAAGCUCUCUGCAAUGCCUACCCAUUUCUCAAAGUCUGGGAUUCUUCUUGCAGGCAGUGGAUGUUCCUGGAUGCAAGACAAUUCUAUGCAUCACAACAAUGCUGCCGGCAGUGAAUGUGGGCAGGGCCAAUUGUAUUCUGUGUUUCCUACACAGCCUGCAGAAGUUUCUUCUGUGCAGGACCUUUUUAACUUUAUAUGCUCAGGUCCAUUGAUAAACAAAUUGGGUCUGACCCCAGAAGCAGUGGCUGAGUCUGUUGACAAAUGGUUGUCCUAUGGGUUGCACCUCUGUCGGCUGUUUCAGCUCAAUGAAUUGUAUCUGACGGAGCCUCAAAAAGUUAGGCUUUAUCACUACUAUAUUCCAGUAUUUUUUUGGUGUGAUGAUCAGAUUUCUCAGCACAGAUCCUUGUACAAAGAUGGAGAAGAUAUACCUCCUCUAGUGAUUGGUUUUAGUGCACCACAAGGUUGUGGAAAGACUACACUUGUGUUUGCUCUUAAUUAUCUAUUCCAAAUUACGGGCCGGAAGUCUGCCUCAAUAUCCAUUGAUGACUUUUAUUUGACGGCAGAGGGUCAGGCCAAACUACGAGAAGCAAAUCCAGGAAAUGCACUUUUAGAGUUACGUGGAAAUGCAGGGAGUCAUGAUCUUACAUUCUCUGUUGAAACCCUGUCUGAUCUAAGCAAAUUGAGUAAAGAAGGUAUGAAGAUGAAGCUACCCCGAUAUGAUAAGUCCGCUUACAAUGGAAAGGGUGACAGGGCUGAUCCGUCAACAUGGCCAGAGGUUGAAGGGCCACUUACAGUUGUUCUAUUUGAAGGUUGGAUGCUUGGUUUCAAACCCCUUCCUGUGGAAGUUGUCAAAGCAGUUGAUCCGCAGCUGGAGACAGUAAAUAAAAAUCUUGAAGCUUAUUAUGAUGCAUGGUAUAAGUUCAUCAAAGCAUGGAUAAUUAUCAAGAUCAAGGAUCCGAGCUGUGUGUACCAGUGGCGUUUGCAGGCAGAGAUUGCCAUGAGAGAGGACGGGAAGCCUGGAAUGUCCGAUGACGAGGUAAAAGAUUUUGUUUCACGGUACUUGCCAGCAUACAAUGCUUACCUUCCCACCCUUUACUCGGAAGGACCAGAAGGGUCGGACCCAAAGCGCCUCAUCGUCAUAGAAAUUGAUGAGGGAAGGAACCCUAUCCUUGGGAACUAGGUGACUAUGAG
This is a messenger RNA of Prunus persica (peach), 1448 nucleotides long. Its product is annotated as D-glycerate 3-kinase, chloroplastic. The coding region runs from base 64 to 1437 and encodes 457 amino acids. Gene Ontology annotation, biological process: photorespiration. The record is from RefSeq and is a predicted model, not a curated record. Gene Ontology annotation, cellular component: cytoplasm. Lineage: Eukaryota; Viridiplantae; Streptophyta; Magnoliopsida; Rosales; Rosaceae. The transcript has 12 exons.